Cylas formicarius (sweet potato weevil) is the source of this 7910-nucleotide messenger RNA. RefSeq names its product low-density lipoprotein receptor-related protein 4-like. NCBI's taxonomy places the organism in Eukaryota, Metazoa, Arthropoda, Insecta, Coleoptera, Brentidae. The transcript is spliced from 23 exons. The record is from RefSeq and is a predicted model, not a curated record. Gene Ontology annotation, molecular function: calcium ion binding; protein binding. The coding region runs from base 271 to 6189 and encodes 1972 amino acids.
GAUGCGACUCGACUAUUUUCCAUGAAGUUCACGGUGAUAUUUAAAGUGCUGAUCAUUUUUAAUAUGUUUGUGGCGAUUCGUGCAUCAUUACGACAUUAAAUGAUUGAACGUGUGGUCCAGAAAUUGCUGUAAAGGCAAAUUUAAAAUCCGGGUCCCACCCACAGAACUUAAUGUACUUUGGCGACUGGUUGAUUAAAAUGUUCACGUACAAGAGGAGAGCGUAAGGUGUGAGGGUGUUUCCAUGCACCCUUUUACACAUUUUAUUGGAAAAUGCUCAAAGUUGUAACAGACUUUCGAGGCGGAGUUUUGUGGAUUUUGGCUAUCUUUAUUCUUUUCUUCGCCUACGUGAAAUGUUCGCCAGAAUACCAGGCAAACUCGACGUCUGCAGUUCAUCCAGGAGCGGCACGUCAAAUGUUCGGAUCUGGAUCGCUUCGUCCAGCAGGAGCGAAAACGGUACUGGCCACUGGCCACAAACGUUUCGGCGUGAAGACGACUCUGAGACCCUAUUUCCAAUCGCACGUACCAAUUUUACCGAUUCCGAUAGUAUAUCCACCAUGGCCGAUUUAUCCAGGAGAACAACUUCCGUUUUUUAUCGAUCUACAGAGGCAGAAAAUCGACAACUCCAAAGGCGAGGCUAGAAAAAAAUAUUCUGGAAAAUCCGAUCCUCGCCGGCCGUAUGUUUUUCCGUUCGACCUCAUUCCACCCGGAAAAUCUGAUGAGCGUUCAGAGAAACAAUGUAAAGAACGAUGCGAGAAGAACUUUUUCCAGUGUUAUAAGACCUGCACCUGUAUAAGAUACGAGAACAGAUGCGACGGCCACAUGGAUUGUGACGAUAACGAAGAUGAAUUGGCUUGCGAGAAUCAUAUUGUCAAAUGUAACACAACAAUUGAUUUUAUCCUUUGCCCGAGGACCAAACGUUGCAUUUCGAGGAAGUGGCUUUGUGACGGCGAUGACGAUUGCGGCGAUUUCUCGGACGAAACUCGUUGUGGGUUUGCAUCAAAUUGCUCAAAGGAUCAGUUUCAAUGCGACAAUGGUCUCUGCAUUCCCAAAAGCUGGAUUUGUGAUAAUGACAACGAUUGUAGAGACUUUUCGGAUGAAAUGAACUGCACCAAAAUCGGAUGUACCCCUGAUGAGUUUGAAUGUGGAGACACAACUUGCAUCUCAUUGAGCUGGAAAUGUGACAGACACAUCGACUGUACAGACGGAUCUGAUGAAAGAGAUUGUGAUAUUGUUCCGCCACAUUGUAACGACAACGAGUUCCAGUGCAACAAUCACAAAUGCAUAAAAUUCGAGUUCAAAUGUGACGGUGACGACGAUUGUGAUGAUUGGAGUGAUGAAGAUGAUUGUCCGAAGGUCAUCGGUGAAUGCGUGUCAGAUGAGUUUAAGUGUAAAAGCGGUAAGUGUAUUCCCAGGAGGUUCGUAUGUGAUAAUCAAAAGGACUGUGACGAUAAUGAGGACGAAGUGAACUGUGAUUACUCUAAGAAUAAGACUUGUUCUUCCGAUGAAUUUACGUGCCCCGGUGGAGACUGUAUAUUGAAAACUUGGGUGUGCGACGGUUUGGAUGACUGUCCGAAAGGUGAAGACGAGCAAAAUUGCGAAAUAGUUUGCGACGAAUCAAAAUUCCCCUGUACCGGACCAGGUAGAAACGAUACUUCAACUAGUUUUUGUAUCGGCCUGAAACACCGUUGCGAUGGUAUACCUGACUGUCCCAAAGGAGAAGACGAAAGGAAUUGCUCGAAAACGCGCGAUUGCGAAAGAAAUACGAAAUGUAAACAGCUAUGUAUCACAACGGCCAAUGGUCAGAAAAGCUGUUCAUGUUUGAACGGAUACCGUUUGGCUCAAGAUGGCUACAGCUGUGACGAUAUCGAUGAGUGUCUGUAUGCCACGGAUCCGGUUUGUUCUCAAACCUGCAAUAACACGAUUGGAAGUUUUAAGUGUGGUUGUAUGACGGGAUACAUUUUAAGACCGGACCUCAGAACCUGCAAAGCCGUGGGAGCACCUCCAACACUCUUGUUCGCCAACAGGAUCGAUAUCAGACAGAUGAGCUUAAGCAACACGAAAUAUACGCAAAUUCUUAAAGGUCUCCAUAAUGCCAUUUCUCUAGAUUAUCAUUAUAAAAAAAGGUUAAUAUUCUGGUCGGACGUAUCCAUGGACAGGAUUAAGCGGGCUUUCAUUAACGGUACCCAAAUUGAAACUGUUGUCAGUUCGGGACUUGAGUCACCCGGAGGCAUAGCAUUAGACUGGAUUCACGAUCUACUUUUUUGGACGGAUUCGGGAACCAAGAGGGUGGAAGUGUCUAAUUUGGACGGUACCCAACGAGCGAUAAUAGCAGCCAGCGAACUGGAUAAACCUAGAGCCAUAGUAGUGCAUCCGGGAAAGGCGUUGGUCUUCUGGACUGAUUGGGGGCCAAAUCCAAAAAUUGAAAGGGCCGAAAUGGACGGUUCUAACAGAAAGAGUCUGAUAACGGAGUCGGUGUUUUGGCCGAACGGAUUGACCAUCGACUUUACAAGCAAUCAAAUUUAUUGGGCGGACGCGAAGCAUAACGUCAUAGAAACUGCCGAGCUGGACGGGAGUAAAAGGAAGAAAGUGAUUACGAAAGGACUCCCUCAUCCGUUCGCUAUAACAAUAUUUGAGGACGCCAUUUUCUGGACCGACUGGCAUACGAAAUCCAUUUGCAGCGCCAAUAAGAUUACUGGAGCGGGAUUUAGAACUCUGCAUUCUCACUUGCAUUUUCCCAUGGAUAUUCAUAGUUAUCACCCUCAAAGGCAGCCAUCGUUCAGGAAUCGAUGCGGCAGCGACAACGGCGGAUGCGCGCACAUAUGUCUACCGAAUAAGAGAUCCUACACCUGCGUUUGCAAACUCGGCCAGAAAUUAAAGAGUGACAAGAAAUCUUGUCAGAAACCGGAAAGGUUUUUGUUGUUUGCUAGAAAGAAAGAUCUAAGGAUUAAGCAUCUGGACGACUGGAACAAAGAUCAAUACCAAAUGGUUAUACCCAUCGAGGGCGUUAAAGCGGCAACUGCAGUAGCAUGGGAUUCGAAAAACAACUUUAUUUACUUCAGUGACGUGGCCACGUCCACCAUCAAUAGGGCGUUUUGGAAUGGCAGCCACCAUCAGGUUAUAGUCCGUACUAAUUUAGCGACCCCGUCCGGGCUGGCAGUGGACUGGGUCACCAACAAACUAUACUGGACAGAUGAAUCGACCAGCAGAAUUGAAAUUGCCAAUUCGAACGGUGAAAUGCGGUCAUUGCUAAUAUGGGAGAACUUGGACAAACCCAAGGACAUAACCGUCGAUCCCCAAAGUGGUCUUAUGUUUUGGUCGGAUUGGGGCGAGAAAAAACGAAUCGAGAGGGCCAAUAUGGAUGGCAGCGGUCGCAUGAUUAUAAUCCAGAAAAACUUGUCAUUCCCGAACGGUUUAACUGUCGAUCAUCAAGCCGGGAAACUUUAUUGGACGGAUGGUGCCUUGCGAAUCAUCGCUUCCGCCAAUUUCGAUGGUUCCGCGCGACAAAUCAUUUUAGAAGGGAGUACCAUACCAUAUCCAUUCGGCCUGGACGUGUUUGGGGACGACAUGUUUUGGACCGACUGGGAAUCAAAGACGAUAGAAAAGGCCGAUAAAGUGACCGGUGGAAAUCGUACAGUAUUAGUCCGAAACCUGAACGAUUUGAUGGGUAUUACGGUAUUCCAUAGAUCUAGGAAAUCCGUGAGGACACCAUGUACUGUUAAUAACGGCGGUUGUUCCCAUCUGUGUCUAUUAAAGUCUAAAGGAUACACCUGCGCUUGUCCGACUGGAAUCAAAUUGGGGGACGACCACAAAUCCUGCGCAAGCGGACCGAUAAACUAUAUUUUGUUGGCGCACCGGAUGGAUAUUCGACAGAUCUCUUUAGAUGUUCCGUACAUGGUGGAUGUCGUCCUUCCAUUUAAGCAUCUUAAACUCGCAACAUCUGUAGACGUCGACAGGAAAACCGGUGAAAUCUAUUGGACGGAUACUUCCGCGGAUUGCAUACAAAGGGCCACUCCGGAUGGCAAAAAUGUCCAAGUUGUCAUAUCUAACGAGAUAGAAGCGCCAGAUGGCAUUGUUGUCGAUUCUACAGGAAGAAAAAUUUACUGGACCGACGGCGAAAGAAACAGCAUAGAAGUUGCAGAACUAGACGGUAAACACAGAAAAUUAUUAUUCCACCGAGACCUAGACAACCCUAGAGCGAUAACCCUACACUACCAUCACGGCUUGAUGUUUUGGUCAGAUUGGGGCAAACAGGCCAAAAUUGAAGUGGCCCACAUGGACGGUACCAACCGAACAACGCUAAUAAGUGCCGAUUUGGCUUGGCCCAAUGGACUGGCAAUAGAUCGACCAAACGGUCGGUUGUAUUGGAACGACGGGAAGCUCAACGUCAUAGAGUCUAGCGAUCUCAACGGCAAAGAUAGGCGAACCGUCAUGAAAGGUAUUCCACAUCCUUACGGGCUAGUGGUGGUUGGAAAUCAUAUUUACUGGACCGAUUGGAAGACGCAGGCGCUACAUCGUGCGGAUAAGUACACUGGAAACGAUAAUAUCGUUGUUAAAGGGAAGCUCGAAGGUCUGAUGGACGUCCGGUCAGUUCAAAGUGACAAUAUUGCCGAAAACGCUUGCGGAACUGAUAACGGCGGCUGCAGUCACCUUUGCCUACGCAAUCCUCAUUCCUAUACCUGCGCAUGUCCUACAGGUCUGGCGAUAUCGAAAACCAACGAGAAACAGUGCGAACCGAUUCCGAGCACAUUCCUCCUCUUAGCCACGAGAUAUUCCUUAAGUCAGAUCAGUUUGGACACCCUCGAUGCGUGGGACGUAACCUUGCCGAUCGUAGACGAAAUGAGCAACGUAAUUGACAUCGACUAUCAUUGGGACAAAAAACUAUUAUUUUACACUGACAUAGAACGGAACGUGAUCCAGAGCGUGUCCAUGUUGAACAUGUCGGACGUAAAGACCGUAGCAAGGAAUAAUCUAUCUGCACCCGAUGGCCUGGCGGUAGACUGGAUAGCGAAUAACAUAUACUGGACGAAUACGGGCAACAAAAUAAUAGAAGUGGCACGUUUGGACGGGUCCAGCAGAAAAACGGUUAUUAAAGAUUACCUACACGAUCCGCGAUCGAUAGUGAUCCAUCCAAAACGGGGUUACCUCUAUUGGACCGACUGGUUUAUUCCCAAGAUCGAACGGUCCCAUUUGGAUGGGUCUUCUCGUAGACGUUUGGUGGAUAGCGACCUAAGUUUUCCAAUAGGACUCGUUCUAGACUUUGUGGGUAGGCGAUUGUACUGGAUCGACGCGAGAUUGAAUGCGGAGAAAAUCGAAACGACCGACUUCCACGGUAAAAAUAGGAUCGCACUGCCUGUCCAGACUACUCAUCCGUUUUCGCUAACCCAGUUUGAAGAGCAUCUUUAUUGGACGGAUUGGGACACAAAAUCCGUGCUGAGAGCCGAAAAGACCACCGGAAAAGAUCAAAUUUUGAUUAGGUCUCAGUUACACGCGGCAAUGGGUAUAACAAUGGUUACCAAGGAAAGGCAGCUUUCGUGGAAUCCAUGCGCUGUUGAUAACGGAGGCUGCACCCACUUAUGCUUUUACCGUCAAAAAGGUUACACUUGCGGAUGCCCUGACGAACCUACUUCAAAUUGCAAACGAACUCCCGUAAAGGUAAUUUCAAUGACUUGUCCUCCGAAACUUUUCGACUGCAGCAACGAAGAUGACGAUUACGAUGACGAAAUGCUGUUGAAUCACUACGAGACCCACGAAACGGAUGAUACCGCUGAAUCGAACGUAGACACCCACACACUCACUUUUUACAUAAUGACGGUGGUACCGAUGUUGUUUUUCAUUAUAUUGAGCAUCGCGGUGAUAUUUUAUCUUUUAACCAAAAAAGGAAAAAAGAAUUACAUGUACGGCACCAGUCGCAGUUUUUCGAAUCCCAAUUACUACUCUGCCAAUAACGAAGCGAAUACAGCCGCGAACAAUAUCGACAGGAAACAAUUUAUAUGGAAAAGGCUGAAGUAUGACAAGUCGCAGGAACGAGUUUAUGAGGAGACGGUAGGACCAGGCAGUCCCGAAAUAACAAGCUUAAUUCCGACAAUUUUAACGCCGUGCAGCUCGAAUUGUGAGACGGUAACGCCGGAAAUGGAAAGAUCACCUUCGGUAACUCCCCUCCACAAGACGGACGUAAUACCCCCACUCUAAAACUGGUUCCGUGAAGACUAUAAAAUGCAAUGCGCUAUUUCAGGCAAGACGAAUCUUCGCUCCGAUACCAAUUUGUUGUAAAUAGAUAAAAAGCUGUCAAAUUAAGAUGACUGACAAUAAUUAUGUAGUUAACAUCAGACUGUCGCCGCUCAUUAGAGGUUAGACGUGUUUAGACCGGACUUAAAGUUACUCUGACGGCUUUGAAACUAAAUAAUGAACCAGACGCAGUUUUCUAUUAAACGUCAAAUCAGUCUUUAUCUGUAUGUUAUUUGCAAUUGACAGGUGAGCAAUUUGUUAGUCAAAUUUUAAAUGAAGGAGCAGUGAAUCAAAAGAUUCCAGUCUGAAAGAAUCUUGUUUACAUCAAUGCACUGACUCCUGAACAAGCGUUUAGCUUCUGGUAUAAUGAUGCUGGAGUUAUAAGAGAGUAAUAAAAUAUCAGUAAAUAAAUGCGUUUCAGCUGAGUUCCCUAAGCAGAUUUUGUUACCCUCUUUUAAUUCUGGUGCCAAUAUACAAGCAAUUCGGUAUCCACCAAUAAACGUUUCACCGCUUGAUAGUUGAAACACACCACAACUGACCAAAAAUUAGUAAUGCAUAAUAAAUCCUACAUAUUUAAAUCAUUUACACCCGGCCGUCAUUGUUACGACUGUACUGUGAUUGAACUGAACGAAAUUGCAUGUACCAGAAUUUAAACGCUUUAAAGUAUUUAAUGACGUUACUGUGAAAGAGUUCCUCUAAAAAUUGAUCUGGUUACAUCUGCCUAGCUUCCAAUUGUUUAAUUUAAUUUAACGCCACGCUAAUGAUCAUUUGCGUAACAAUCAGGAUUUCGUACUAACAAUAAGCUGCAAUGCAAAUAUUGUCCUACUCCUGACAACGUGGUCAAAGAUUUUAAAGAAUUUGCCGCCUUGGCAGAACGGAAAACACCUACUAAAAUUUAUACGUUUUAAAAUAUGGAAGUAUCAAUUGCACGAAAUUAUUUUGCGUGAAAGCACAUUCUCGUUCUUUUUAUUGCUAACAGGACCUCCGAUAAGGUCUUGGUAUAGUGAUGUCCUCAUCAUUGCUAUAAUUGAUAUAAUUAUCGGAGCUUUCAAUAAUUUUGUACAUAGUUAUUCCUUUUCUUUAGGGCAAUAUCGUGCGUUCGCUAAGUUUUUAAUAAAUUUUAAAAAAUAUAAAAUCAUUGUUAGCUCCUGUCGUUUCAAUAAUUUUUAAAUAUAUUACGAGACGAUAUUAAUACAAUAAUUAAUUUAAUAUUAUUUAAUAUUAUAUUGUUAAUGUUGGUUUUUAUGUUUACUUAUAGCACAUAUCUUUAAAGGCACUUUCAAAAUGUGUGUUAUGAAACACGUUGCUAAUAAUAUGGUAGACAUAUCCCUUUUUUUUUCGUACUAACAACUAUUAUUAACAUUAGGACAUCAGAGCUAAAAAAACUAUUGGACAAUCAAUCGCUUGUUACAAAUAUAUUAAAAUUUGUAUUAACUGCCGAUGGGAAAUUUAUGCCAAAAUCAAAAUUGUAUCAAUAUUAUUCAAUUUUAAUAUAAGAAAAUUAAUUUUAGAAUUUUUUGGAAAUUUUUUUUAAUUAGUUCAAUUUUAGACUCAAAUUGUGGGAUCGAUAUACAUUAAAAAAAUUGUCCAAUAGUUUAAGCCAAUCUCAAAUAAAAAAAAUAUUUUUCUAGUUUAAACCUUCGUCAACUUGAUUCUAAAAAAUCAUCAACCACCUGAAAACCCAA